AUGCGUCGUGUGUUAAGAGACCCCAAAGACCGAGGCCGCUGGCCCGCGCCCCCCGCAGCGGCCCCGGGCCGCGGCCCGGGGCCCCGACACCCCCCGGCGCCCCCCGACCCCGCAACGGACCCACCGGGACCCCCCCCGACGCGCCGGACGGGCACGUCCGGCCGCCGCUAUGCCCCUACCAAGCCCGGGGCCCGGCCUGGGCCGCCCCGUCCCCGCCCGCCGCCCACCCCCCCCCCCGACGAGCCCCGCCUAGCCCGCGCCCGGGCCGGAACCCAGCCCUCGGCGCGGCGCGCAAGGAGCCGGCCCAUACCCCCCCCCGGGCGCCCGGGACCCCGGGGGAUCGCCCCGACGCUCCAUCUGUCCGCAAGCCCCCCAGACGGUACCCUGGGCGCGCCGGCCCCCCGCCCCCGCCCGCCCCCAGCGGCCGGACCCCAUCCCCCCCUAAUGGGGUCCCCCCGGCGGGCUCCUCGCGAGGUGCGCGACGGGGCGCCGAGCCCGGAACCGACCGACGAGGCCCGCGGCCGCCCUGGCUGCCACCGUACGCCCCGGCUCCAGAGCCCCGGGGGACCCGCGCGGCCCCCCAAGCACCCCGCGGGCCGCCCCACCCCACGCGGGCGUGCGGGCCCCCCGGGGGCCUGCGGCCCCACCCCCCGGACGAGCCCCCGGGGCCCGCGGUCCCGGCCCGGCGCGGGGCGGGGAAGGCGGGUAAGCGAUCACCGCGUGGGGGGCCCCCGGCUGUCCCCGCCCGGCGGCGCGGCCGGACACCGGGGCCCGCACCGACCGCCCGGCCCGAGGCCGCGCCGCGGCCGCGGGCCAGGCUCCAGCCCCGCGAGGCCGGGGCCCCGCGCCGCCCCCGGGCCGGAGAGAGCGGGCCGGGCGACCCAGCCCCCCCCCCCCACCCCUGCCGCCAAGCGCGCGUCGGAAGCUGGCCCCCGCAGGGGUGACGGGACCCCGGCCCGCCCGCCCGGCCGGGCCCCCCUGGCGCCCACGCGGCAGCGCGCGCGAGGUGCCGCCGCCCCCCGCGGCCGGGCCCGGCGCACGGGUGCCCCGCGCCCGACGGGAGCGAACGGCCCCUCACUUGGCCCCGCGCGCCCGCCGAGGGCGCGGCCGCCGCGCCGCACCGAGCGGAUCGAUCAGCCGCCUCGACCCGGCCCCCCGCCGGAGGCCCACCCCGGGACUCCCGGGUCGCCCCCCGGGCCCCCGCGGGGCACGCCGCCCGGGGCGAUGAGCCCCGCGACCCGCCGGGCCCCGCGAGACCGACGCGCCCGACCCGCCGACCCGGGAGCGGCGGAGCAGUCCCCCGGCGCGCGCCAUGCCCCCCCCGACCCCGGCGGCCCGCCCCACCGCGCGAUCCCUACCCCCCCCGGCGGGAAACCACCCCCCCCCCAGCCACGGGCCCCACACCGCCGCGCGACCGGAGCCCGGCGCGGCCCCGAGCCGUCCGCCGGACGGCGGGGCGCGGACACCCGUUCACUCCUUGACCUUCCGCUUUUUCGUUUUCCCUCAAUCUUUUCUUCCCAAAGCGUCAGCGAUCCACGUGAUCCACGCCCGCGCUGA
Messenger RNA from Penaeus chinensis, 1557 nucleotides. RefSeq names its product basic proline-rich protein-like. NCBI's taxonomy places the organism in Eukaryota, Metazoa, Arthropoda, Malacostraca, Decapoda, Penaeidae. The transcript is spliced from 3 exons. The record is from RefSeq and is a predicted model, not a curated record. The coding region runs from base 1 to 1557 and encodes 518 amino acids.